Messenger RNA from Cetraspora pellucida, 4608 nucleotides. Lineage: Eukaryota; Fungi; Glomeromycota; Glomeromycetes; Diversisporales; Gigasporaceae. The record is from the annotation of a GenBank genome assembly.
AUGUUUCAACAGCAAAAGAAAAAAAUUACCCAACAACUAUCAUCUGAAGUCACAUGUAAGCUGGCAAAAAAUCCGGCUACCAUUUUUUGGGGCGACACUGCCGUUGACCACCAAGCGUCUCAACAACUACCUCCAACUAGCCAAGCGUCCCAACAAUCUAAAGAUUUCGUCACACGCGUUUUAAGUCCAAGGGUAGCUGUGGUGUCUUCUCCAGAUGCAGAUCAAGUGUGUCAAGCGAGUAAUUUCCCUGAUUUUCUCACAUUGAUAAAACCUUUCGGUGAACGCAUUGAAGGAAAAGUAUUUACCAAAGAUUCCCAGGGUGCUUCGAAUCCUAUAGAAAACUUUACAAUUCGAUUUGUUAAUUUAACAAGACUAGAACAGCCUGACGUUCAACUCACUUCUCAAAUUCUGGCGAAUAGAGUCAAGUAUAUCAAUAAUUCCCUCUUGACGGAUGAAUUAACUCCCAUAAAAACGAAAUCUGAUGUAACUGAGAGGUAUUUGGAAGUAAAUCAAGAUGAAUUAACCCCAUGGUACGCAGAGUAUAGACGAUGGUUCUUCGGAUUUACUGGCGUUUCCGAACACGAAACCUUUGAACAUCCUGUAGCUUGUAUUCUCGCCAUAAGCUCGUCAAAUGCGAAUCCAAUUGAUACGCUUCGUCAGAUGUGUAAUAUCACUACUCUUGCCCCUAUAUUUGAAAAAGGAUUUAUGGACCCCAAUGUUUUGAAAUGUUACGUUCUUUUACAUGAUAAUCACAAAGUUAGCGUGGAACACUCUGAAGCGAUCUACGAAGAGAUGAAACGCACAUUUAAACAAGACUGCUACAUUUUAAAGUUAAAUUCUAUUCCUCUUACAUUACUUUCGGAAGAUCAAGAUCCUUUCUCUAUCCCUACUUCUCCAUCAACAACAAUUCGUGAUGCAACUAAAGAUAUCUGGUCUCCUUAUGUUUUGGAAUCCAACGUUCUCGAUGCAUUGUUUGCGGCUACACCACCGACUUUGUCUACUUUCUCGGAGUCUCAUUCACGCCAAAGUUCUUUAACUUCGCUCUCAAACUAUUCGCAUCCACUUUCUCCCACUAUUUCAGCUCUAAAUUCUCCAACGUCAUCAUUCAUUGAAGAUUCUACAUUUAACAAAGAGAACAUGAAUUCAGAGUUGCAAAGUGCACUUAAUCCGGGUUUAAUUGGCAAUUUGUCACUUCCUGAUGCCUUGUAUGGGCAAUACCUUAAUGAAGAUGAUAUCUCUGGUAUUCAUGUUUUUAUACGGGAUUUGGUGGACAAAAGUAUUAUACCAUACAUGGAGAAAAAUAUUUGGCAAUGGAAUGAACAGGUCGCAUCAUCAAGACGUGGAAUUACUGGUCGUCUUUUCAGUGCGGGUAGACGUUAUUUUAAUACUGGUACAAGAGCCACUGGAUCGGCUCAACAGUCUUCUCAAUAUUCUUAUAUUGGAAAUUCUUCAACUGCUGCGAAUACUACAUAUUUGCACAAUACUCCAGAAGCACAAAUGCGUAAACUAGCUGAUUAUGCCUUUAUGCUCAGAGACUACCGUCUUGCUCAUUCGGUUUAUGAUACUGUCAAAAAGGAUUUUUUAGCUGAUAAGGCAUGGAAAUAUUAUGCUGGUGCACAAGAAAUGGCCGGAGUCUGUUUGCUAAUUGCUGGAAAUAAAUUAGAAGUCGAUCACUAUUUUGAGCAGGCGGUUAAUGCUUAUCUUAACCGUUCUAAAGUCCCGUUUUACGCAACUAGGGCGACACUAUUGUAUUACGAAUUGUUAAAACACAAAAAAUUGUACAAAGAUGCCCCAACUGCACUUGUACGGAUGACUGGUGAUGAUUCUGACUUGAGAAGUGCGUUAUUCUUAGAGCAGGCAGCCUAUGCUUUUUUGAGAUGUUCUAAACCUAUGGUCAGAAAAUAUUCUUUUCAUUUGAUGCUAGCGGGCCAUCGAUAUGGAAAAUGUGGCCAGAGGGAACAUGCGUAUAGAUGUUAUCUUGAUGCUAUGCAUGUUUUUGAGAACCACUCAUGGACUUUAAUUGAAGAUCACGUUUAUUUUGCACUUGGUAGACAGUCUGUGCAUUUAGGUGACCUUUCAGCUGCUCUAGAGUUUUUUAUAAAAUUAUUGAGGGCAAGUCGCCAGCCACCAACACAGCAAAAUACUUAUUUGAGAGAAUUUAUGUAUAUUUAUAAGCAAUAUGAAAGUAAAACCGGAAAAUACCCUUAUUUUGAUCAAGAAUUUCCAAUUCCAGUGAUCGAUGAUUCAUCUGUCAAAGUUAUUCUUUCUAAUUCGCAGUCUAGCGAAUAUGAUGAGAUUUGGGAUGUAAUGGAGCGAGAAUUUUUGGAAGAAGGGUUUACAGGAUUAGAUACAUAUGGAAACCCACGGAAAAAGCCAAAUACUUUAAAUAGCGAUAUUCACAGGACCGUAUGUGCUGUUGGAGAGCCAUUUUUUGUUCAGCUGACUCUUCAAAAUCCAAUGCAAAUUGCUUUUAAUAUAAAUGAUUUGAUUCUUGAAUGUGAAUAUAUUCCACUACCGGUUUCCAGUGAGAACCCUGCAGAGUUAGACAAGGACAUAGAUAAUGAAACAACUAUACCAUACCAUGAUAUUAUCGACAAUAGAGAACCUCAAUUGAUGAAGUUUGAAGAUUUUGACUUGGAAAAGCUUAAAGAAGUGUCUCUUGAAGUGUUAGAAAAUAAAACGAUUUCUUUGUGUGUAUUACCGAAAAAACAAGGUUCAAUCAAAAUUUUGGGUCUUAAAUAUACUCUUAACUCAAUUGUUCACGGAGUAAAGAAAUUUUCAAAGCGUGGCAAACGCCUCAAUGAUACCACUGAGCAACGCAUGGGUAUUGUUUAUGCUCCUGAUCGAUCACUAGAUCUUUUGGUUACAUCACCAAUGCCAUUACUUGAGGCAACAUUCCAUAAUUUUCCCGACGUUCUUCUUUCUGGAGAAGUAAAACAAAUUCUUUUGGAAAUCAAUAAUAAAGGGCAGAAGGGACUUACGGAUUUACGUGUGAAAAUAAGCCAUCCCAGUUUUUUUUGCAUUGGUGAUGCGGAGAUGCUAGAACAAAAAAUAUAUUACUCUUCCACUAGAAAUUCGAAAUUGAAUACUGAAACAUGGACAACAAACAACUCUAUAUUCAAAUCAAGCAUAAAGACCAUACCGUUACCAUCGCAAGAGGUUAGCAAUAUUUGUUCUCUUGCUCCUGGUAAAACAACCUUAAUUCCAAUUUGGAUUAGAGGAGAUCGUAUAGGAAAACAUUCGUUUAGGUUUUUGUUUACUUAUGAAUCUGAGAAUAACAAUUCAGCUAUGAGAUAUAGGAGUCUACGUUAUCUUAAAGCAACACAAGUACAUCCUUCUCUCAAGAUAAAUGCAUUCACUCGACCAAGUAUCCGAGGACUAAAUGAAUUCAUUUUGGGGAUUGAGAUUGAAAAUUUACAAACUACUAGUGAAUAUCAAUUUCAAUUGUCCCAACUGUCUUCAAUCAGUCCAUCGUGGACAAUAUCUCUUGUAAAUGAAAACUUUGAGAACGCUAGUCAGAAAUUUUUAAUAGCACCACGCCAGACAGUGUUUACCUACUAUCGAAUUAAAAAAGAUGAAAAGAAAUCUAAACCAAUAUCUCAUGACAAUGUUGAUUCACAGAGUCCAAUGGUUACUCCGGAAAUGUAUUCAUCUAAGGCUUUGGAACUAUUGUUAAACGGACAAAAAGACCUGAAGUCGGAACCAUCACCUAUUGAUCUUAUUGUAACGAAUGUUCCUUUUACAGACAGUACCAUAACAAAUUCUACAAAUCCACUUGAAGGAUUUUCAUUGAAUUCACGCGUUCAAUGGCGAACCAAUACUUUAAUGAAUAAUUUCCCUGUUAUUCCAGCGUCCAAACACCGCACACUUUUCCCAUUAUACAAUACAAACGAUGUAGACCUUUCACUUUAUUGGAACAUACCAACUUUGUCCCGUCAAGGACAUCAUUAUAUUAUCGGGAUUAAUCUUGGAGUUCAACAAAAUCCAUUUCGAUCACAGAAUAUAGCAGUAAUUCAAGGCAGAGCAUUGUUUGAACAGACAGUUCGGGAGCGGAAUGCAUUAGUUAAUAGCUUACUGAAAAACAAAAAUUUCAAAGAUGAAAAUCCAUUGAAGCUCAUUAUACAAUGUGCCGACGUGUAUGAGCAUGAUUUUCGGAAUCGAAGUUUUUGUAUAGUUCCUAUCAAAAUAUCAGUCAAAAAUUGUUCAUGGAAUAGGAGGAUCGGAUAUACAUUGGAGAUGUUGUCAUCUGAUCGGAAUGAACCCAGUAGGAGUACACUACACAAGUCCAUAUAUCCAACAGUAUUUCAAUGGACUGGACCUACUUCUAAGUGUUCCAUAUUGUCAUUGAACGAAGAACAGACAUAUAUUUUCAAAGCAUGCUUUGUUAGACCUGGUGUUUAUGAUGUAAAUAGAUGGCGAUUGACGAUAAAUUUUGAUCAAACUGUAAGUGAUGAUGAAAGUAAAGGUGAAAGUCCACGAGAGAAUUAUGCAACGAACGUUUAUGAUGGCAAUGUCGGAAUGAAAGGUUAUGUACAAAUGCCUAAUACUCUACGUCUUUUGACAUUGUUGGAUAGUUCAAUUGACAAAAAGAGUGAAGAUAGUUUAUAG